Trichomycterus rosablanca is the source of this 2512-nucleotide messenger RNA. It is a transcript of the gene paox, whose product is annotated as polyamine oxidase. The record is from RefSeq and is a predicted model, not a curated record. Bases 157 to 1680 code for a protein of 507 amino acids. NCBI's taxonomy places the organism in Eukaryota, Metazoa, Chordata, Actinopteri, Siluriformes, Trichomycteridae. Gene Ontology annotation, molecular function: polyamine oxidase activity. The transcript is spliced from 8 exons.
AAACAGAACGCGAAGUAGUACGUACCAAAGCAUCGUCUCGUCUCCUCCUCUGGCGGAAGAUUGGAUUGCUGAACAGCGCCCCCUGUGGUCUCACUGCUGGCAGUACCGUGGAGUUUAGAACAAGUUCAUUUGAAUAGCAGCAGCGCAAAGAGGAAUAUGGCUUCUCUACCGGCUCUGGAUGCAAACAUUCUUAUUAUUGGAUGUGGGAUUGCAGGGAUCGGUGCUGCACAGAAAUUAAUCAAGCAUGGCUUUAAGAAUGUUCGGAUUAUUGAAGCCACGUCCCGAAGCGGUGGAAGAAUUAAAACAGGAAGACUGGGCAGUAAUGUUGUAGAAAUUGGCGCCAACUGGAUCCAUGGACCAUCACAAGAAAAUCCAGUGUUUCGCUUGGCCUGCCACUACCAAUUGCUUGACAAAGAGAGCAUGUCUGAGGAGAAUCAGUCUGUGGAUGUUGGUGGUCACCCACCUUUUAAUCCUAACUGGUUUUCCAGCGCUGGCAGGAAGCUUGAUCUUAAUGUACUUGGACCUGCAGUGGAGCUUUUUAUGUCCUUAUUUGAGAAGUGCCAGGAGUUCCACAACAGUGGUGGAGAACCUGUUCCUAGUGUGGGGGAGUUUGUUAGGAAAGAGGCUCUCCAGAUCAUUGGUAAAGAGUGGAAGCAGGAUCAGGCUACCAGAGAGCUGAGCCUGGCUCUGUUCAGUAUGAUGCUGAAAUUUGAGUGCUGUGUGAGUGGGACAAACUCGAUGGAUGAUGUUGGUCUUGGAGCUUUUGGCAUGUAUAAGACCUUUCCAGGAUUGGACUGCACCUUUCCAGGAGGAUAUGAAGGCUUAAUUGAGCAUAUGAUGAAUGAACUGCCCAAGGACAUCGUCUUGUUCAAUAAACCAGUUAAGUGCAUUCACUGGAAUAACACCCAGAAACAGUCAAGCUCAAAAGGAAGAACAUGCCCCGUUACUGUUGAAUGCAUUAAUGGAGAGACUUUCAAUGCAGAUCAUGUCAUUGUUACUGUUCCACUGGGCUAUUUGAAGAAGCACCAUGACACACUCUUCGAACCGGUUCUGCCACUGCACAAGCGGCACUCCCUCCAGAGAAUGGGUUUUGGGACCAACAAUAAGAUCUUCCUUGAGUUUGAGCAGCCAUUCUGGGAGGAAGACUGUGAAGCUGUCUAUCUCAUAUGGGAAGACGAGACUGAUCUUGUAGAUGUGGUUUCUGAUGUGAAGGCAGCCUGGACUAGAAAGCUGUUUGGAUUUACUGUCCUGAAACCCACAGAGAGGUUUGGACAUGUUCUUUGUGGAUGGAUUGCUGGACAUGAAUCAGAAUAUAUGGAAACUUUGUCUGAAUUAGAAGUCAUGCAGGAUGUCACUCAGCUUAUUCGCAGAUUUACAGGUAAUCCAACAAUUGCACCAAGGAAGCUUUUAAGGUCCCAGUGGUUCCAUGAGCCCUACACAUGUGGAUCCUACUCAUACCUGGCAAAAGGCUGCUCAGGCCAAGACCUAGACAACCUCACAGAGCCGCUGCCACUGACUGGAUUAAAUGCUGAGCCCUUACAGGUGCUAUUUGCUGGAGAAGCCACACACAGACAUUUCUUCUCUACUGUCCAUGGUGCUUUGCUUGCUGGCUGGAGAGAAGCAGACCGUCUCAUUUUACACUACACUCCUUCAUUAGCUCACAUCACUUCAAAGCUGUAAACUGUGAGUUAGCAUAGGAAAAACACUUGAAUUAAGUACCAUUUUAAUGCCUGAUUUCUGAGGGUUACAUUAAAUCAUUUAUUUAAUCAUUUAUGAUUAUACCUUAUUUUGUGUAUAAAAGCUUAUUACAACAGAUUCCUGAGAUAGCCAUAGAUGCCUAUGCCACCAGCAAGGGAUCAGAAUUGCGAUCUCUUAAUGAUGAGAAGGUAGAAUUGCAUUGUGUUUUUUUCUCCUCUUUGGCUUAGGCAAGGAGACAACAUCCCUCUGCCCCAGCACUUGACCCCUUCCCAAAUGCUCCUUAGACAUGGCCAGUUGUGUCUGUAGAGUGCCUGGCCAGGCCAGUGGCACACCUUAGAUUCAAACUGGGCUAGCACCAGGUAGAAUGUCAAUACAUUGCAUUUUAAUAGAUUUUUAGGCUUUUAUAAAUGUAUGGUUUAAAUUGCCACAUUAAGAGGCUCUAGAUUGAUUUCAAUGUCUAUUUAUGGUAAAAGUAAAACCUGAUUUAACUGGUAAAAUCAGAUUUAUAUUCUUUUGUUCUGAAUGUGUCUCAACUGUUUCCUGUGCUUAGUUUUGUGAUUGAUAAUGAAAUUGUUAUUGAUACAAAUUGAUAGAGACUUCUCUUUAAUUUCCUUCAGGAUCAAUAAAGUAUCUAUCUAUCUAUCUGUCUGUCUGUCUAUCUAUGUGUAUAUCUAUCUAUCUACCUACCUACAUUAGUCAUGGCUCUGAGGCCUGUCAUAAGCUGUGCUCAUCCUUUUUGUUAUGUUUGAUAAUUCCCAUUUGCAAAAACAAAUGGAUUUAAAAAUCGUAGAGAAUAAACUAUUUAUAUAAAUUU